AUGGGUCCACCAGAUUUUCGAGGAGGUCGUGGCGGCGGUUUUGGAGGCCGUGGAAGAGGCGGUGGUGAUCGCGGUGGUUUUCGUGGCGGUCGAGGCGGUGGUGAUCGCGGUGGUCGUGGUACACGUGGAGGUGGUGUCCGCGGUGGUGGACGUGGACGCGGUGGCGGUGGACGUGGUGGCGGCCGAGGUGGCCGUGGCGGAGGUGCAGGAGGUGGUGGAAAAAAAGUCGUUGUUGAACCCCAUCGUCAUCCAGGAGUAUUUAUCGCUCGAUCAAAAGAUGACGAUAUGUUAUUAACUAAAAAUAUGGUCGUUGGUGAAAGUGUUUAUGGAGAAAAACGUAUUAGUGCUGAUGGAGAAAAUCAGGAAAAAAUUGAAUAUCGUGUAUGGAAUCCAUUUCGUUCGAAAUUAGGUGCUGCCAUUCUCAGUGGUGUUGAUAAUAUCCAUAUGCCACCAGGUACAAAGGUUCUUUAUCUUGGUGCAGCAAGUGGUACAACUGUAUCUCAUGUAUCUGAUAUAGUCGGACCAGAGGGUCUUGUUUAUGCUGUUGAAUUUUCUCACCGUUCUGGUCGUGAUUUACUAAAUGUAGCAAAAAAACGAACAAAUAUUAUACCAAUUAUUGAAGAUGCUCGUCAUCCACAUAAAUAUCGAAUGCUUAUUGGAAUGGUUGAUACAAUAUUUGCAGAUGUUGCUCAACCAGAUCAAGCUCGUAUUGUUGCACUUAAUGCCCAUCAUUUUUUGAAAAAUGGUGGUAAUUUUGUUAUUUCAAUUAAAGCUAGUUGUAUUGAUUCAACAGCUGCACCAGAAGCUGUUUUUGCUGGUGAAGUCAAAAAACUUCAAAGUGAAAAACUUAAACCAAAAGAACAGCUUACAUUGGAACCAUACGAACGUGAUCAUGCCAUUGUUGUUGGUAGUUACCGACCUACUGGUAAAAAUAAGAUUAAAGAAGAAAAUGAUACAAAAGAAUCAAUGGAAGAUUAA
Messenger RNA from Adineta steineri, 978 nucleotides. The record is from the annotation of a GenBank genome assembly. Lineage: Eukaryota; Metazoa; Rotifera; Eurotatoria; Adinetida; Adinetidae.